AUGGAUCUGGAGCAGAUCGGAGGAUCAACCUUAGACGCUAUGGCUAAAGCUGUUGAGAAUUCUUCUGUCGUCCUUGUUUGCGUAUCAGAGCGAUACAAGGAGAGUCCAAACUGUCGUGCAGAAGCAAAGUACGCGUUUCAGUUAAGAAAAGAAAUUAUACCUUUGAUGAUGCAACGCAACUACAUGCCAGACGGUUGGCUGGGUAUAAUCGUGGGAGAAAAGUUCCGGCACGACUUUCACUGAAAGUAAACACGUAUUGGAACAAAGUGUAACGGGACUAAUUAGAGAGCUAGGAGGGAGAGGAAAGGAGGCUGACGUGACAGAUGGGCCAUCCGAACCAGCAGUUCGAGCAGUUCAAGCAAAUCUUCUUGCCGCACCCUCAUUCCCAGGGGUGUCUACCUGGACUAAUGAAGAGGUGAAACAGUGGUUCAAAGAAAUUGGAUUAGAAAAGGUUUGCAAGGAAGACAUUUCAGAGAUGAAUGGACAGUCACUGACUGGUCUUCAGCAACUACGUGAGGAAUGCCCCGAGUAUUUCUACAGAUGUCUAGAACGGGACUUGAACUUGAAAAACAUACUAGAUAUACUCAAAUUUACGAAGGAGCUGAGGAAGCUGUGCUGUGGCAUGCAAUGACUUUAAUUUCAGUAUUUUAGCAUUCACUGUACGGGGCUAAAACCAACCCAUUAUUGACGAGAUUCAACGCAAACGUAGGGCACAUUUAAAAUCACAGCUAAGUACACAAAACUUUACGUGUAAAACGUGCGGCAUAAAGGAGGUCCCAUAAAUUGAAUUAGUGGUUUCAUGCAUAUUGACGCUACAGUUUAUUAGUAUUACUGUUCGGCCUAAUAACAGGCGUUGAUUGAUCUUCAACAAAUAAAUGCGCUGGGUUUUUCUACAGUUGUUUAGAGCGGAUCUUAUAUUCGACGAAUAUGGUCCAUUCAGGAAAGAACUGAGUGGCCUGUUAGGCUAUUUUAACAAUUGGUGAGAGAUAGGUGUGAGUGUUGUAAGCCCAAUGUACCGUUACAUACUCCAUAGGGCUAGAACCCGUUAGAGUUAAGACUCGUUUCCAGGCAGUUACUAGCACUGAUGUUUUGAAUUUUCCAUUUGGUUGUCUUCGAUAAAGUAUAAUAGGCCUGCUCAGAGUGUUUGCAGGUGUAGGAUGAGAGAUUGCGAGGAAAGCUUUUCUUAAACUAAUUUUUUAACUCAUUUCCAAUUUGCUCAAGUGUAUUCUUUUACCGUGUUUAUUAGCGCCCACCUCGAAUAAGCGCUCAUCCUAAAGGCAGAAAAAGUUAAUAAGCGCCCAGCCUCACGUAUAACACGUAUCUCAUUAAAAUAGAUAAGAUUAAAAAUAGACUAUACAUAUAAGAUAUCAUUAAAUAGAUCAGCCAAGUUUCCUUUCAAAAUUUCUCGCAAUAAAACCCUAUCCUUCAUUUUCGAAUGACUACAACAGCAACCCGGAAGUUCCAGCUGAGACCAUACAUCACAAAUCCAGUUUGGAGUUUAACGUCAGUUCUACAGGUCGAACCAUCUGAUCGAUCACCUCUAUAGUUACCCGAGUUAAAGAGAACAAUUUCGGUGUAUCAUUACCAGAUCUUAUGUAACUUACUAGUAACUAAGCCAUAGAUUAUUGAACAAAAAGGAAAAAUAAUUAGAAAGACUGACUUUAAAAGUUCCUGUUGAAACUUUAGUUUGUCUUAAAUAAAGAAUAUAUUUUAAAAAGGUAAGAGAGAGUUCUUCCUAAAGACGUAAUUAACCUCAAUGAACUGAAAUAUCGGCAGAACCCUCGAAGAAAAUAAUCCAGUUUCGGUUGGUCGCCCUUAAGUCUAUUUCACGCCACGUAAUGAAUAGCGAACACAGAUUUACAUUUGAAGGCAAACAAAAAACAAAACUGGAAAGAAAAAGCGAGGUAUGCAUGCAUGGAUGUAUAAUGAAAUUGAGAUUUAAAUGCAGGGAAAGUUACUCAAUGACAAGUUUAAAACUGCCAACGAAGUCAUGAGAGAAACCAUUUCAGCGAAAUUCGUAGGAAACUCAGUUUAACAAAGUAAUUGUUGAAUUAAUUAUGACAAAGGCUCUUGUUACACGGAACGGAUGGAUAAUCAACCUAGACAGAUGUAGGGUGCAUUCAUUUGCUGCAAAGUCUUUGGGGCGUAAAAGCGAACGAAAAUGCGACGGCUGUAUCCGUGCGUUGAAAAUAAAUACAUGCUACAGUGGUUUAUUAGUAAGUCUAAUUAAUUCUUAUUUCGGAAUUUUACAUUUCUCAUUUUCCUUCUUAGAAUUUUUCUGACAAAGUUGUUGCAAUUUUGGUGUAUGUGGAAUAGUUUUAAAGGAGACAUAAGAAGUAUUGAAGUCAAAACACUGAACCCCGUCAGAUAACGCGAUUUUUGCAUGGCAACGGGUGGUCAGUGAAAUAGAGACUCUUUGGUGCUAUUGGUUAUACGGUUCUUUGACGUAUACAAGUCACACCCAUCUCGCUAUGCUGAAAUAAUCCGAUAAUGUGUCAAGAUGCAUUAACAAUCCAUGUCGAUUUUCGCUCAUUUCCCAAAAAGUCGGUACAGCAGACUUGAAUAGGUCGUACAAAGCACUGGUAUACGUCAGAUUAAUAGCUAAAUCGAAAUCUCAUUAGAGCUGAAAUGCUGGCAAAUUAAAGGGGCUGUGUCACGGCAGUCCAGGUCAUUUUGUUUCAUUUUACAAAUUACUCGCCCUCAAUCGCUAUGGAACUUAAAGUAAGCAAAGAAAUUACAUGUAAAUGACAAAAUCAGAGAUCCGAGACAAACAAAUAUGUCUCCUGAACAUUAUUUUUGAAGUUGCAAGCAGCAGGGACCAACUUUGAAAAACUGUUAGGCUGAACAGUUUUCAAAAACCCUAAUUUCAAUCCGUUUCAAUCUUCUUCAGUUUUGCCCAUCCGUGGCAUCUGUUAUUUCUGUUAUGUUGUUUUAACCUUCCUUUAAAGUUUUAAGCGGUUAUUUUUAUGUUUCUUUUAAUUUAACGGGCAUUUUGUAAUUUCCUAAUUUGGCUGAAUUUCGUGACAGAGCUCCUUUAAGCAACAGAAAACGUUUUCCGUGUUUGCAUAGCCUGAUAUAAACACGAGAGGGGUUGGGAGAAUUCGAGACAGUUAUGCAAACCCUCGACUUCGUCUCGGAUUUGCAUAACUGUCUCGAAUUCUCACAACGCCUCGAGAGUUUAUAUCAGGCUAUGCAAACACAGGAAAAAAAGUUUUCUAUUGCUUUUAUAAAAUAACUUUCCCGAGAAAAAAACGCAAAACUCUUUGUAUGGAACUGAUUAAAAGAGAAAUUCUUACCAGUCGCAAAAACUUGUCCACGAAGUCUUGCACGCGUAAUCAGUUCUUGUUUUGCAAAAAGAUGCUUUGCAAAAUAGGGAUUUUUCUCGCUUAAAAUGUCAGCUUAAGCGAAGAAAAAUUGACACACCAUCUUUGUAACAAUUUUCCAAGUGUCAGCCGACGAAGGAAUGGGUAAAUAAAGUAAACUUGUCGAGUUUUGAACUCUAAAACUUUUUCAAAUUCGUGCUUGCGUAAUUAGCGCGCGAAAAGCCAAACAACUUGACGCCACAACCAUGUUUACAUACUCUCACGCAAACACUCCUCUCGGCCAAUCAGAGCGCGCGUACUAUCUUUUAUUUUAUAAAAGUACAUAGUAGUUCGCUUACAAUACUGUCUCGGUUUGCUAGACGGCAAUUACAGAUUUACAUCAUUUCUGCAUCGACAGGUCUUAGAAACCUCGUAUCACCAUGGGUGCCGGAGCAUCCAGAAACUCGCACCAUAAGCAUCACUCUAAACGACUACCGUCACCGCCAGACGAGAGCCUUUCCCCAUUAAAGGAUACGGUUCAACCAAAGAUUCCUGUCCAAGAUCAACAUUUCAGUCACGAAGCACAGACCAUGGAAAUUAAAGAGCAGGUUGAUGUUGCUCGAACCAGUCAGACCAGUACGGAUAAGAAAGCUUCACCCAACGAUACUCUUGAAACGUACAAGGCCAAAUAUCCCGACCAAACUGAGGAUCUAGAAACAAUGCUUGAAAGACUGCAGGCGCUCAAAAACUUUGUUGAUAAAGAUUUAAAUGACCCUGAAGACUAUGCCAAGUUGGGUAAGACGACCGAGGGUUUAUUUGAUACAAGCGUCCUCACAAACCAGUCCGCUGGGACUCGAGACGAAAAACAGUCCACCACACUUAUCGAAUUCACCAUUGAUGUCGGUGGCGCUGAACAAAUGAAACUUUUCGUACAGCAUUGCUGGAAGAAUUUCAGCUACCUCAUUAAAGAAGCCUCCGACGAUGAAGAGUCCGACGAUGAAGAAGAAACGGACGACUUCUAUUCAUUUUACGAUUGUCUUUGGAAUACUAUAGCGGCAAUACAUAACUUCUCAGACUUUCACCAAGGUUUUUGUUCAGCGUGUGCGGCUGCAGGUGUCAUUUCAAUGUGCUUUGAAAACGCCGAACAAAUUGAUGCUGAAAAUUCCAAGCGAGAAGAGGAAAAUGGGAAGCUAGUUACAAUACUUAGAAGCUUUCUUGGAAUUCUGCAUAACAUUUCACGGCGACUACGGGACCGUGAGCUGUUUGCUAACCGUGAGCAAACGUUGCUUCACUUUGCUAGGAAAAAAGAUCCAAAAAUUGCAGCUUUAUCUCUGCUCGCUCUAGCAUAUUUAGUUGAUGAAAACACGAAUUAUCUCAUUUUGGCGGAUGAGAACUUGCUUAGCUUUAUAAUAAUAUUACUAAAUCUGGCGUGGCAGUCGGAAGAUCGACGCCGUUGCUAUGGUUUUUCUGCAAAGGAACUCGCAGAAGGCCUUAGCCACCUCGCCAUCAACGACGCCAACAAGAAAAUUUUGGGACAAAACGGAGUCAUUCCUGUUUUGAUUUCAGUGAUCAAAACGUCGAACGAGGAUGAGGAGAAAGCCAGUGCUACAAGAGCAUUGUGGAUGUUAGCCUUUCAUGACAGUAACAAAGAAAAAAUACGUCAAGAAGAAGGGGCUAUGGACAUCUUACACAGGUUACAGCAGAGCGAGAACCCAGAAGUGCAGAAGGCUGCUGCAGGUGCAUUGUGGGAAAUCGAAGGGAAGACAGCUAGGCACUUAGAGAGGAUCGCAUCGACCAGGAAUCACGUGAUGAUCAGCUACCAAUGGGAUUCCCAGGAAGUGCUCGUCGAAGUGAAAAACAGGCUUCAAGCAAGUGGAUACAGAGUAUGGAUGGAUCUGGAGCAGAUGAAAGGAUCGACCUUGGACGCAAUGGCUGAAGCUGUUGAGAAUGCUUCUGUUGUUCUUGUCUGUGUCUCGCGACGGUACAAGGAAAGUCAAAACUGUCGUUCAGAGGCGACGUACGCUUAUGACUUGAAGAAAGAUAUCAUUCCUUUGAUGAUGGAACGUAAUUACAAAGGAGACGGUUGGCUGGGCAUUAUCGUGACAGGAAAGAUGUGGUUUGACUUUCAGAGUAAACACGUAUUAGAACAAAGUGUAACGAAAGUGAUCAAAGAACUAGGAGGAAGAGGAAAGGAUGUUGACGUGACAGAUGGUCCAUCCAAGCCAGUGGUGCAAGCAGUUCAAUCUGACAUUGUUGCCACUUCAUCCUCAUCCCCUGGGGUGUCUACCUGGACUAAUGAAGAGGUGAAACAGUGGUUCAAAGAAAUCGGUUUAGAAAAGGUUUGUAAGCAAGACAUUUCGGGGAUGAAUGGACAGUCACUGACUGAUCUUCAGAAAUUACGCGAGGAAUGCCCCGAGUAUUUCUACAGAUGUUUAGAACGGGACUUGAAUUUGACGAACAUGCUAGAUAUAUUCACAUUUACGAAGGGGCUGGGAGAGCUGUGUUAA
This is a messenger RNA of Porites lobata, 5809 nucleotides long. The record is from the annotation of a GenBank genome assembly. NCBI's taxonomy places the organism in Eukaryota, Metazoa, Cnidaria, Anthozoa, Scleractinia, Poritidae.